This is a messenger RNA of Elephantulus edwardii (Cape elephant shrew), 957 nucleotides long. RefSeq names its product olfactory receptor 6-like. Gene Ontology annotation, molecular function: olfactory receptor activity; G protein-coupled receptor activity. Bases 1 to 957 code for a protein of 318 amino acids. Gene Ontology annotation, biological process: G protein-coupled receptor signaling pathway. The transcript has a single exon. Lineage: Eukaryota; Metazoa; Chordata; Mammalia; Macroscelidea; Macroscelididae. The record is from RefSeq and is a predicted model, not a curated record. Gene Ontology annotation, cellular component: membrane.
AUGUGGAAACAAAACAUUUCCAAUAUUAAUGAGUUCGUUCUGGUGGGCUUCCCUACUGCCCCUUGGCUGCAGGACUUGCUCUUCUUCAUCUUCCUCAUCACCUACAUAUUUGUGCUGUUGGAGAAUUUGGUCAUCAUCCUCGCUGUGUGGGUCACUGGGUCCCUGCACAAGCCCAUGUACUAUUUCCUAAGUACCAUGUCCUUUCUGGAGGCCUGUUACAUCACUGUCACAGUCCCCAAGAUGCUGGCUGGAUUUUUAUUUCACCCUAAUACCAUCUCCUUCCUGGGCUGCAUGACUCAGCUUUAUUUCUUCAUCUCGUUUGCCUGUACUGAAUGUGUGCUUUUGGCUUCCAUGGCCUAUGACCGGUAUGUGGCCAUAUGCUGCCCUCUUCGUUAUCCAGUUAUGAUGACCACAGGGUUCUGUGUUCAGCUGACCAUCAGUUCCUGGAUAAGUGGCUUCACAAUCUCCAUGGCCAAGGUAUACUUCAUAUCCCAAGUUGUGUUUUGUGGCAACAAUAUCUUGAACCAUUUUUUCUGUGAUGUGUCUCCCAUCCUCAAACUGGCCUGCAUGGACUUUUCCAUGGCUGAAAUGGUAGACUUUGCACUAGCCAUCGUCAUCCUUGUCUUUCCUCUCUCAGCCACUGUACUCUCCUACGCUUUCAUUGUCUCUACCAUCCUGCAUAUACCCUCAGCCACUGGUCAGCGGAAGGCUUUCUCCACCUGUGCGUCUCACCUAACCGUGGUGGUUAUCUUCUACACAGCUGUAAUCUUCAUGUAUGUCAGACCCAGAGCCAUUGCCUCAUUCAAUUCCAAUAAAUUGAUUUCAGCCAUAUAUGCAGUAUUUACUCCCAUGCUUAACCCUAUCAUCUACUGCCUAAGGAACAAGGAAGUCAAGGACGCCAUCAGAAAGACCAUGACGAGUGGGAGAGCAAUGUUCUUGGGAGAUUCUAUUUGCUGA